This is a messenger RNA of Caenorhabditis remanei, 357 nucleotides long. RefSeq lists its product as uncharacterized. The transcript has 3 exons. Bases 1 to 357 code for a protein of 118 amino acids. NCBI's taxonomy places the organism in Eukaryota, Metazoa, Nematoda, Chromadorea, Rhabditida, Rhabditidae. The record is from RefSeq and is a predicted model, not a curated record.
AUGUACUUCCGCUUAUCACUUUUUGUCCUCGCAGUGUGCGCUUCAACGGCUUUCGCCAUGUUUGACCACGGACCGAAAUAUGGCGGCCAUCAAUUCAAGCCGGUCUAUCUGAACCCAUAUGGUAACAAGUACGAGUCAUACGGAAAGCACGAUGAUCACAAAGAUUCCCACUACCAACCAUCCUACUAUCACGAAUCUUACCAACCAAAAUACGAAGGACACGAUCAAAAAUACGGAAACGACUACUAUUCCUCCUAUCAACCAUCCCACCAGCCAUACUACGGUAGCUCUUAUUACAACGAGCAGCCAAAAUACAACGACUAUCACAACUCCCAACACUACUAUGAUAAGUACUGA